UGUUGUGCAGUUCCAGAGCCCUCUGGCAGUUCUUGUCAUUUUCCGCUAGCCUUUACCCACGCUUUGUUAGUUGUGAACUCUCGUAAUUUCAUGAAGUGCCUCUGUGAAUGUCGUUUAUGACUGCUGACGGUCUUGACUGCAAGAUUUUCCAUUUCACGUGAAAAGAUAUUCCACCUAAAUACAGUAUACUACUUAUACUAGUGCAAGUGCAAAUUCCCAGCAAGCUGACUAGCUAACGUGUGAUGAUGCUCUGUCUCCAAAUGCUAAUAAUAAAAAGGUAGUUGUUGUAGAUGACCAUUUGAGUAGACCAUCUGAGCACUUUAUUGUACAUGGGUAGUUUGAUUCAAGCGGCUACCGAGAUAUAAUGGAAGUUGCAAGGACCUCGCAAGGCAGGAGUCAGGUCGCAGAUGCUGCAAAAAGUGGUGUCAGCCAAGAAAUCAAAACACAUUUUCGAGUCUGCCGCUUCAUCAUUGAAACUGGUGUGAAGUUGGGCAUGCGGUCCAUGCCAGUGGCUACUGCAUGUACUCUGUACCACAGAUUUUUUCGGACAGCCAGUCUGGAGGUCUAUGAGCCAUACCUGGUUGCCAUGUCCUCCAUUUACCUAGCUGGUAAAGUCGAGGAACAACAUCUAAGAACUCGGGACAUCAUCAAUGUCUGCUACAGGUUCUUCCAUCCUGGUAGUGAGCCCAUGGAACUGGAUGGGAAGUUCUGGGAGCUGAGGGAUAGUGUGGUCCAGUGUGAGCUUCUUAUCCUGCGACAGCUGAACUUUGUGGUGUCAUUUCAGCACCCUCACAAGUAUCUGUUGCAUUACCUCGUCUCUGUGCGAAAUCUCUUAAAUCGCCAUGCCUGGUCUCGUACGCCCAUAGCUGAAACGGCCUGGGCUCUGCUUAAAGACAGUUACCACGGCUCGGUGUGUGUGCGGCACCCACCCCAACACCUUGCCCUCUCUGUCCUUUACUUGACCAUCCAGAGCUAUGGAGUGGAGAUGCCCUCGGGAGAACUGGAGUGGUGGCAGGCCCUGUGUGACGACAUCAGUCGGGGAGAAAUUGAGGACAUCAUGUCAGAACUACUGCAGCUGUACGACAUGGAGGCCAAGUGCAUGUGAAGAAUGGGGACUACUGAGUGCACUAGUCAUCAUCUGAAGAUCAAGAAACGCAACAGUGAUAGGGUAUCACUCUGAAUGUUAGUUUUUAUGUGAAACACCUUUGACACAUUCUGUUACCCCUACUUGGAGGCAAAUUUGCUGUAAACACUGCAUCUCAGCAGGUUCUGAUGUGAAUAUGAUAUUGCUGUAAAACACAACCAGAACAUCUGUCCGCUGUGCUGAAAUUACCGGGACCUUUUUCUCAUGUUUCCAUCAGUGGAACAAUGCAUCACUGCCUCUGUGUAGUGAGGUAUGGGACUCCCUCUUCCACCCACGUUAUGAGCGGUGUACCCUCAGUCUCCCAGCUCCAAUGCCCCACUUUCAUCCCCUUGUAUUGUGCCAUUAACUCCGUAUAAUCUAUGAGAAGAGGAGAAGGGGAAGUGUGUGUGUGUGGAGGGUUGCUUUUGUCGGUGCAGGGGAAAAGAAAUGACCGUUUGAGUUGCCUCUAGCCGUCCCCUGCACCGGCCUGGGAACAUGAAGGUAAAAGAGACUGAAUCUGGGACAGUUCUUUGAUAGUUCAUUAUUUAAUUACACUCAGCCUACUCCCGUUAGACAGAGUCCCUGUUGGCUCCUAUGGUUUUGUUAAGAUGUAUGACAGUGAAGUGGAAUCCAUGUGCCAUUUGGGAAUUUCACCACAGAGUUAACUGUUCCGUUCCUCCUCCAUUGGUUCAAAUGGGCCAAUACGCAGAAACACAUGAGCUUUCCUCUUGAACUGUCUCAUGAUAAUUCCAUGGAUAAUUCCAGGAAACAUUUUAUAGUGUAAAAAAAGUAAUUGUGUGAUAGAAUAACUGCAUAUUACUGCACAUGUGAGUGAAGGGACACCUGCUUCAUGUGAAUACUGCUAAUAAACAAGCCUAGGUUUUUGAUAUUUAAGCCCUGUAGCCAAUCAAAUAACCUAUCCAUGCCCAGGUAUUGAUUGACUGUAACUGUUGUAGCUUGGUCUGCGCCAUUAUUUUAUUACUUUGUCUCCUAAUUAGAGUGUCAGAGACUGUCUAUGAACACUGGAGUUUGUUUGAACACACUCAGAACAGAUGACUGCCGGAUUCUGAGGAGCAAUUUGCUGAAGUUUACAAAAAAGUAUAUUGCAUUAAAAUGGUGGACGUCUUUAAAA
Molecule: messenger RNA, 2255 nt
Organism: Alosa alosa (allis shad)
Lineage: Eukaryota; Metazoa; Chordata; Actinopteri; Clupeiformes; Clupeidae
Gene: ccnq
Product: cyclin Q
Exons: 5
Coding region: 365-1105 (246 amino acids)
Biological process (GO): regulation of transcription by RNA polymerase II
Cellular component (GO): nucleus
Molecular function (GO): cyclin-dependent protein serine/threonine kinase regulator activity
Source: RefSeq, a predicted model, not a curated record